AGAGGGUGCCGAGUGUUGUUUCAGGAAGUGGGCACCCUAGAGAGUCCCUGGCUUUCUCUGCACCGGAAAUCAUCGUGUGACACUGGCUAAAGUCACCCAGAAGGGGUCCCAGGUCUGAGGACUCAGGGUUCUGGGAGAAGUCAGAGUCAGGCUUUUCCCUGGGUCCACAUCUGUUAGAUGCUGGGUUUGGGAGUUCUUUGCAGGAUUCAUAAAGAAACUCCUGCUGCUCUUCCACAUACUUUUUCCCAGAAAGGAGAACUUGUUCCACUGGCAGAAAAGACCUCCGCUGGUGAAGGAAGGUUUGUGGUUUUCAUAUGUAUUCUCCAGUUAUUUGAAACUUAUCUAUGUUUUUGCCGUGCCUCUCAUGAAUGAGCCCAGUGUUCACUCUUGCUCCCACUUGCAAAUCAACGAAGUAAGUUCCUUGAGGAUGGAGGCCCCAUCUCACUCAUUUUUGCAAACUCAUCCUCAUGGCCCAUCACCCACAUUUAUACACAUCCAGUGUUCCUCUGAUUUGUGGUGUCUGUUCAGGAAUGGUUGCCUGGAGGACCUCCAAAGGAGCCAAGGUGGCCUGAAGAUCAUGAACGUGUCUUCCGAGCACUGCAACACGUCGCAUUGGCUGAGACUGGAAGCAACAGUGAAGGCCUCUGUAUACGUGGUGGCUUUCUCCUUUGCCACCUUCACCACGGUCAUCAUUGUCUCCAUAGUGUCACAGAACUCCAAGAUGAGAAGGGAGGUCCGAUACAUCCUGCUUUGCCACCAUCUGCUGUGCAUCUCCUCCUACUGUGGCCUGGGGGUGGUUUUCCAGGGGAUGCGGGCCAUGCUGGCCAACAGCUCCCUGCUGAUGUGCUGGGUGGUAUUCGGGGCACAGCUCAGUGUUGGGGAAGGGAUUCUCUUCACUCUGGCCCUGAUGGCUGUCCACACCUACCUAGUGAUUUGCUGGCCUUUGAAAUCUCUGUCCUUUGUAGAUUUAGUUAAAUACCGGAUUCUGGCUGGGAUCUGGGUAAUCAUUAUACUGAAGAAUGUUUGCUUAUUCCUCAUAGAGGGCACUAACUCCACUUGGGUUGCUCUUUUAAAAUCUGAACCCCUUUGCCCGGUGAUCUUGAAUGGCAUUCCUGCCAGAGCCAUCGGCAUGGCUUUCCUUUUCCUCCUUCUGUCUAUCAUUCUUCUAAGUUACUCUCUGAUAUACAAAGAAGGGAAACGGGCUGGCCACUUUAAUAGGUCCAAUAUCAAAGCAAGGAAAACAGUCCUUAUCCAUUUAGUGCAGUUGGGUUUGCAUGUAAUACCAACCCUGUUAUUCAUAGGUUUGGGAAAGAAGUGUGGCGUGUUUUUCUCUGCGUUAAAUCUGGUGCUCUUUGGAGUCUUCGCGUUUGCCCAGUGUUUUAACCCUCUGAUCUAUGGACUCUGGAAUAGAGAGCUGCAAAGCAGAUUAUACUAUAGGAUGUGCUGUCAACAGCAGUGUGGUCACACGAUGAACAGCAGAGGGCCAGUUUAAACCAAAAUUGAGCCAUUUUAAAUCAAUAAUGCUAGUCUUAAUGAAUGGACCGUCAGCUAAGGUGGAAGAUUUGCUGUUUAUUCAAAAUUGAUGCCUCAAUUUGAUUUUGAAAGUAAUAUGAGCAAAUCAAACUUAUUCACCUGGCUUAGAAACCGUGUUGCUGUAUACACGGAGUUGGCCUCCGUGAAAUCAUUUCAUGUCUUUAAACUGAAAUUAGCAUUUGGGGCAGCAUGCCUUACUGUGUUUUAGGAGUUGGUCAGCUUUUGAGAAUGCACUUGUUUUUAGAAACUGAGAUAUAGUCCAUGGUUGAUAGGAGGAGAAGUUUGGAUCUUCCCCUUAUAUUAAUUAGCAGUAGAUUUGGCUACAUAUAAUAACAAGUCAGAAACAAAAUAAUAGUUAGUAUAAAAAGUUAGAGACUGAUUUUUUUUCUUAUGUAAAAGAAAUCAAGAGAUAACACAAUCCAGGCUUAUGUGGCCACUCUGCAGGCCACAGGCUCAUUCUCUUCUAUUCUUCUCUGUGGUUAGUAUACUACCUCAUGACCCAAGAUGGCUAUUAGUGCUCCUGUUGUCACAUUUGCACUCCAGCCAACAGGAAGGAGGAAGGGGCAAAGAAAUCUCCAUACCUUCCUUCUAAAGACAAUUUCUAGAAGUUAAACAACACUUUUUCUUACAUCUAACUGGCCAAAAUUUAGUCAUGUAGUUAUGACCUUAGAUUUAAGGGAGAGUGGGAGGAAAUUUUAGUAGGGUAGCAGUGUCUCCAGCUAAAAAUUGGGGUCAUUAAUACCAGAAAAGGAAAGAAAAAUGGAUAUUAGGAGGCAAAAUUAUUUCAAGCAAAAUUUUUAUUUAUUUUAUUUCCUCUCAAUGAAAUAAAAUAUAAAGAAUGACAAUGGAUGAGUUAUGAUGCUCACAAAAACACAGUACAUCUUUUAUUUUGAUAUACAAAUACAGAAUUAUCUGUUCUGGAUCCCAGAAAAAUUUAUUUGGGUUAUCUCAACAGCUUUCGAAGGGAAUGGCAUCAAUAAGGAGAUCACUGAACUGGUUUAAACUUGGGAACUCAUAAUUUAAAUCUAAGUAAGUUUUGGGCAGUAGUAUGAAAUAAAUUAUUUCCUGGAAGUUUA
Molecule: messenger RNA, 2609 nt
Organism: Sus scrofa (pig)
Lineage: Eukaryota; Metazoa; Chordata; Mammalia; Artiodactyla; Suidae
Source: RefSeq, a predicted model, not a curated record